Molecule: messenger RNA, 774 nt
Organism: Diabrotica virgifera virgifera (western corn rootworm)
Lineage: Eukaryota; Metazoa; Arthropoda; Insecta; Coleoptera; Chrysomelidae
Exons: 2
Coding region: 226-645 (139 amino acids)
Source: RefSeq, a predicted model, not a curated record
AUCUGCAAUUUUUGACAAAAUGAGUUUUAUUGCUUAUUGCAUGUAAAAAGUACUCUGUCAUAUUGUGGUGAAAGCGCUAAUUUGAUCUAUACAGUUUGAAUGAGUAACGUGAUUAGUAGUGACAUCUGGUAUAGGUAAGCUGAAUAUCUUUUAAUGUGACAGCGCGUAUCUGAAUUAGUUGACAUAGUAACGUGCUGUGGUAACAUUGUGUUGAUAAAGAUUAAAAUGAGUACCUCUAGAGGUCGUCAAAUGGUAACAAAUGCAAGAAAUGACGUAAUAGUUCACGUUUUAAACAAUAAUAUCAAGGACACCAUUAAGUGUGCCAUAAAAACAAACAAUGAAGAAGGCACAGUAUUGGAAAAUACCGAUGCGGAUGAGCUGGGACCUACAUUAUUAUCUUUGGAACAAGAGGUUGCCGCAGCCAAUCUGAUUUUAUUGGGGGAGUCUGCAGUAACAAACGAAACGUUUUCGACAGACAUAAACAAUGUUACUGAUGGAUUGCCAAAGGAAUCUGAUUUUGAAAAAGUGAGUAACUGGCUAAGGAAUAUUGACAAUGAACAUUUAGAUUGUGACGCAAUAUUAGAAACGGUUUCCAAUGAAAUUUCGACAAAUGAGCUCUCCAGGGACAAAACACAUCUAGAAUAAUUAAGAAAUGACGUUGCACUAAACCACGAAGGUAUUUUAAAUGAAGUGAUGUCGAGCUCAUCGUCUGUAAUUGCUGAUCAGAUUGAUGAAUCGUGGUUGACAGAAAACGAAAAUAAGUCAGAUUACUCA